CCUAGGCAGCACCGUGGAGUGACAGCAACACCGCCACGCCGGCAAGAAAAGCCUGUUUUGGUCUCCGCCCUGUUCCUCUUGUGCCUUCUAACCGCUUCCCUCCUCGCCAAUUCCGGAACGGAACUCUUUUUUCAUUCUCCCCAGUUGAAUUGUAGGACCAAUUUCAUCAACACAAUCCGGAGUGGUCAACAUGGCGGCGGCCGUCAGGUGCCUCGGGAGAGUCUUGAUAUGUCAUCAGAGRUGUCAUCUUUCCAAGAUGGUUUAUCAGAUGUCUCUUUAUCCUUGUUCUUUAAACAUUCAAGUGCCCAACAGACAUUUUGCUGCUGCUGCUACAAAGCCUGCAAAGAAAACAAAAAAAGAUACCAAAGAAAAAGCGACAGAUGAAAAAAAGGAUGAGAUAGAAAAAAUAAAAUCAUAUUCCUACAUGGAAGGUGAACCUGAAGAUGAUGUCUAUUUAAAACGCUUAUACCCAAGGCAGAUAUAUGAGGUGGAGAAAGCUAUUCAGUUACUUAAGAAAUUUCAAAUUUUGGACUUUACUCAUCCAAAGCAAGGGGUUUAUCUUGAUUUGACACUGGAUAUGGCAUUGGGGAAAAAGAAAAAAGUGGAGCCAUUUGCCAGUGUUAUUAGUUUUCCAUACCCAUUUGCAUCAGAAAUCAAUAAAGUUGCUGUAUUUACUGGGAAUGCAUCAGAGAUUGAAAUAGCAGAAGAAAAUGGAGCUGCGUUUGCAGGAGGAACUAGUCUGAUUCAGAAGAUUUUGGAUGAUGAAGUUCAAGUAGACUUUUAUGUAGCUGUUCCAGAAAUAAUGCCUGAGCUUAAUCCAUUAAGGAAGAAACUGAAAAAAAAGUUUCCUAAGCUUACUAGAAAUUCCAUUGGCCGUGACAUCCCUAAAAUGCUUGAAUUAUUUAAAACUGGACAUGAAAUUCACGUAGAUGAAGAAAGGGAGAACUUUCUCAGUACCAAAAUAGCCACAUUGGAUAUGUCAAGUGACCAGAUAGCUACCAAUCUGCAAGCAGUUAUURAUGAAGUGUGUAAACAUAGACCUCUGAAUUUGGGUCCCUUUGUGGUACGUGCCUUCCUUCGUAGCUCAACAAGUGAAGGUUUGCUACUAAAGAUUGAUCCAUUGCUGCCCAAAGAAGUAGAAACUAAGGAAAGUAACCAAGAAGCUGCCUAAAAGUGUUGAAYUGUGAAAUUCUUUUCAACGGAUUAAGAAACAACAAAGAAAAUUAUAAAACUGCAUAAUUUCUACAUUUGAUGUCUUAUGAUUUCUUGAACAUUGCACUUAGAAGUAAAUUUUAACAAUGAAAAUUUAUACAGUUUCAAAAUUAAGGAAAUAUUUUCUCUGAACCU
Messenger RNA from Urocitellus parryii (Arctic ground squirrel), 1347 nucleotides. It is a transcript of the gene Mrpl1, whose product is annotated as mitochondrial ribosomal protein L1. Gene Ontology annotation, molecular function: RNA binding; structural constituent of ribosome. The record is from RefSeq and is a predicted model, not a curated record. Lineage: Eukaryota; Metazoa; Chordata; Mammalia; Rodentia; Sciuridae. Gene Ontology annotation, cellular component: large ribosomal subunit; mitochondrion. Gene Ontology annotation, biological process: translation.